AUGCAGACGAGGUCGAGCAACGUCCCCGGAGUCGUGACGAGACUGCAGUCUUCCGCGUCGUCCUCCAGCCAAGCAGCCUCGCACGCCAGAACCAACGCCCGGGCGGUCUCUCAGCAGCAGCAGCAGCAGCAGCAGCAACAGCAGCAACAGCAACAAGAACAGCAGCAGCAGCGGUCGCGGCCCCGACGCUCCUUGCCAGAGAGUGGCUCCUCUAGACCUCAUCAACGCUCGCCAUCGCCUCGCGCCAGAGCUCCAAGCGCUGCCCCUCGCCCUAGCGACGACGACGACGACGGCAACAGCAGGGAGCGUGAAGCUGGCGGCGGCAGCAUAGUAGCGUCCAUAGAAGCGGAGAGCGCUCAGUCUCGCCACGAGAGCGCGCCGCUCAACAGCCCGGAUAGCGGAAGUCAUAUCUGCCUCUGCACUCCAGCGCCCAAGAUCCCGAGGCCUCGGAACGCCUUCAUACUAUAUCGCCAAAACAAGCAGGCCCAGGUCGCAGCCAGGAACCCCGGCCUCCCGAACCCGGAGAUCUCCAAGAUCAUCGGGUCCCAGUGGCAGAAGGAGCCCGAGGACGUCAAGAACUUCUGGCGUCACAACGCCGCCGAGGAGAAGCGCAACCACGAGAAGCAGUACCCGGGCUACAAGUACACGCCGCGCCGCGCCACCAAAGCGGGCCUCUCGGCGCUCAAGAACCUCUCCCUGGGCGACCAAUACUCCUCCCCCGGCGACCAGAGCGGCGGCGGCAGCCACUGCUCCAAGUGUGGCGGCAGGUUCAUCAACAUGCCCACGACGCCCGGACUGCCUAGCAACACCACCACCACCACCACAGAUUCGCAAAUAGGCACGCCCCGCACGCCCGCCAUGCCCACGGCGAUGGCCUCGUCCAGGAUGCCGGAAAGCGGCAUCCGCGGAGGCCCGCCCCCGCCGCUGCGCCGUGAGGCCUGGGACUACGACGCCCCGGACCGCGGCUACGGACGGGACGCGGACAUGAGCCCCCGGCGGCGCUUUCCUCCCAGCCUCCACAAGCGCGCGCUGGGCGAGGUGCCCGAGCACUACGGCGGCCGCGGUGACCACCUCUACUACCACGACGACGACUACGCCCAGAUGGCGUCGCCAUCCAAGCGGCCGCGCCACUACAGCGACGGCUACGACGAUCCACCGCCACCGCCGCCGCCGCCGCCGCCGCCGCCGCACCACUACUACGGCCCGCCGCGCCAACCCAGCAGCGGGGGCGGAAUAUAUGCGGGCUCGCCGCUGUCAUACCCGGCGACCCCGCGUCACUACCUGCCGCAGCACCCCCAGCAGCAACAGCAGCAACAGCAGCAGGGGCCGCCGCGGGACUGGCAGUACGGCGGGAACCAGCAGCCGCAGCGGAACCCGCAGGCCAUGAACGGGGCCAUCUCGGGCCCGCCGCCGCCGUCUGGUCCUAUCAUCGGCUCGCUGCACAAGCCGAGGGUCGCGUCCGUCGGGACCGGCUACCCCAGCCCCGGCCGCCCGUCGCCGGCCAUGCCGACGGGCUACCGCCACCCUAGAGCCGACAGCAUGUCGCCGCGGCGCCGGGCAGUGACGCAGGGCGCGCCGCGGCGCGACGACGUGCUGUCCCCGCAGCUGGUUGGGCCGCCGCUGCCGCCGCAGCAGCAGCAACUGCAACAACAACAGCAACAACAACAGCAACAGCAACAGCGCCUGCCGGCGGUCAGGGCGCUCGGUAGGCCGGUCGGCGGCCACGAGUCGCUGCGCCUGCCGCCGCUCAAGACGCACAACGUGCCUCUGGCGCCGCCGCUACCGCUACCGCACGCCGCGCCGCCCCCGCCGCACACCACCAGGGGCGGCGGCGGAGUCGACGAAUCAGAGGAGCGGCAGCGGCGCGAGUCGUCACAGUCGACGCCGCCGCACUACGCGACGCAGCACGGGCCGUCGUCCGUCGUCAGCCAGGGCGAGGUGGAGCGGCGCACGGUCGAGGCCAUGGUCAUGACGAUCCCGUACGCCAACAAGGUCGACACGCUGCUCAACAUCAGCCCGCCCCUGGGGCCGCCCGCCCCGGGGAGCCCGGGAGAGGCGGCGGUGCAGACGAGGGGCCCCGUCGUGGCGGUCGAGGGCACGGCCUUGGCGCUCAUGGUGGCCGUCGGCGAGGCCAUCAGAGACGAGCUCGAGCGGUCGGGCGAGUGCGCCGUCGGCCUGUGGCGCAACGUCGAGGGCGUGCCUGGCGGCGGCGGCGGCACGGGCCCGGCUCCGGGUCCGCCGUCGGGGAGGGAGGCUGAGGUUGUGGUGCUGUCUGAUGACGAGGGGGAGAAGGGGGGUGUUGGGGCGGACAAGCAGAAGCAGCAGCAGACAAAAGCUGGCGAGAAUGACGACGCGGUUGCUGGCGACAAGACCCCGUCAGCGGGCGGCGACGUCGAGAUGAGCGGCGUCACCAACAGCCAGACGGCGUCUGAAAGCAGCAAGCCCCAGCAGCAACCGCAACAGCAACAGGUCCAGCGACACCAGCCUAACCCGUGGCUGGCGUACAUGAGCGUCAUCCAAAAGUGGCACAUCAAGUCGGAGGAGAUGAUCAAGUUCAUCACGACCAAGCCGCCGCCGCCGGCCUCCGCCGACAGCAGCAGCAGCAACAGUCACAACAACAGCAACAGCAACAGCAACAACAAGGCCAAGACACCGGUGGCGCUGAUCCAGGGCGGCUACCAGCUCAUGGCGGCGGACCGGUGGGCGACGCGGGUGCCCAUCACCGACGCGUACGCGCCCGUGGACCACUGGCAGUGGAUGGCGACGCUGUGGCGCGGCAUCGUGGGGCCGGACCUGUUCGUCUACGUGCGCAAGUCGCCGCCCGAGGACGUCGAGGCCCUGGGCGUCGUCGAGUUCAAGGGCCCGCGCCUCAUGGUCGUGCGCGUCGCCGGCAGCAGCGGCGGCCAGCAGGCGCCGCACCUGGACGAGAAGACGGAGCGCCGCGUGAGGUUCGAGGUCAUGGAGUGGGUGAGGGCGGGGAGCUAUAAGAGGGGAUUUGGAAGGUUUCUUUGAGUUCUUGG
Gaeumannomyces tritici R3-111a-1 is the source of this 3020-nucleotide messenger RNA. RefSeq lists its product as hypothetical. The transcript is spliced from 2 exons. NCBI's taxonomy places the organism in Eukaryota, Fungi, Ascomycota, Sordariomycetes, Magnaporthales, Magnaporthaceae. The record is from RefSeq and is a predicted model, not a curated record. The coding region runs from base 1 to 3012 and encodes 1003 amino acids. Gene Ontology annotation, biological process: negative regulation of transcription by RNA polymerase II; cell differentiation; anatomical structure morphogenesis. Gene Ontology annotation, molecular function: RNA polymerase II cis-regulatory region sequence-specific DNA binding; DNA-binding transcription factor activity, RNA polymerase II-specific.